AUGCUCUACGAUAUUGUUGGUGGUAAAAUUGUACAAGUUUUUCGUCCACAUGGUGAUGAAGUCCGAACAGUGCGAUUUAGUAACGCUGCAUACUAUCUUCUCAGUGGCUCUUAUGAUAAGAGAGUGGUUAUAACGGAUAUGAGAGGAGAUUUGAUGGCACCGCUCAUGUAUCUGCCUGUUGCUGAACAUAACGAUAAAGUCAUACAGUGCAGAUGGCAUCCUCACGACUUCUCAUUUCUCAGUACCAGUGCUGAUCGUACUGCUGUACUUUGGUCCCUUCCACCACCAUCUCAGUACCAGUAA
Molecule: messenger RNA, 303 nt
Organism: Gongylonema pulchrum
Lineage: Eukaryota; Metazoa; Nematoda; Chromadorea; Rhabditida; Gongylonematidae
Source: the annotation of a GenBank genome assembly